GGGCGCUGCGGUCGGGUCGGCUGAUCCACGAACCUCUCCAAGGAAACCUACAAGCUGCCGAUGGCACAAGGAGAAAGAAAAAAGUCUACUUGAAUUUGAAAGAAGAAAGAGUAUUGUGGAUCAAGCAGUCUCUAUCUAGAUUGUGAAUUCAUGAAGAAUUUGGGAAAUGAUUGUUCAAGAAUAGCCAUAAAAUGCAUAAUUUCCCAAGUUAAUUCACGUUUGACCACAGUUGUUUUGGAUUUAUUCCACACUAGGCUGUAGGUUCUUUGAGGCUGUCGAUAUUCAACCAGCAUGCCUUGGACUGUAUUGUGGGAAGACCCUGUUAUUUAAAAAUGGCUCAACUGAAAUAUAUGGAGAAUGUGGGGUGUGUCCAAGAGGACAGAGAACAAAUGCACAGAAGUAUUGUCAGCCUUGCACAGAGUUUCCAGAACUUUAUGAUUGGCUCUAUCUUGGAUUUAUGGCUAUGCUUCCUCUUGUUUUACAUUGGUUCUUCAUUGAAUGGUACUCAGGGAAAAAGAGUUCCAGUGCCCUUUUCCAACACAUCACUGCAUUAUUUGAAUGCACUAUGGCAGCUAUCAUCACCUUACUUGUGAGUGAUCCAGUCGGUGUGCUUUAUAUCCGUUCAUGUCGAGUAUUGAUGCUUUCUGAUUGGUACACCAUGCUUUACAAUCCAAGUCCAGAUUAUGUUACCACAGUGCACUGUACUCAUGAAGCUGUCUACCCACUAUACACCAUUGUAUUUAUCUAUUAUGCAUUCUGCUUGGUAUUAAUGAUGCUGCUCCGACCUCUUCUGGUAAAGAAGAUUGCCUGUGGGUUAGGGAAAUCUGAUCGAUUUAAAAGUAUUUAUGCUGCACUUUACUUCUUCCCAAUUUUAACCGUGCUUCAGGCAGUUGGUGGAGGCCUUUUAUACUAUGCCUUCCCAUACAUUAUAUUAGUAUUAUCUUUGGUUACUCUGGCUGUGUACAUGUCGGCUUCCGAAAUAGAGAACUGCUAUGAUCUUCUGGUCAGAAAGAAAAGACUCAUUGUUCUCUUCAGCCACUGGUUACUUCAUGCCUAUGGAAUAAUCUCCAUUUCCAGAGUGGAUAAACUCGAGCAAGAUUUACCCCUUUUGGCAUUGGUACCCACACCAGCCCUUUUUUACUUGUUCACCGCAAAAUUUACCGAACCUUCACGGAUACUCUCAGAAGGAGCCAAUGGACACUGAAUGUAAAAUGCCAAAAAAACCUAAGAAGUGUUCUUAAUAAAAGGAAGUAAAGAAAUAAAAAAAUGUAUUAGUACUCUUCUGUCAUGGGAAUAUGAUGAUUGUCAGUACACCUAAUGUUAUGGGGGGUUUGUUGUUUGUUUUCUUUUUUUGACUUAACAGAUUUUGUGGUUUGAUGGAAAAUACAAAAUACCAUAAUUCUCCAUUAUGUAGUAUAACACACCAUACACUUAGAGCACACGGUUAUAUUACACUAGAAACCUAUUAGGAAGCACUUGCCUCUUGCAACAAUUCAGCUAUUUUUUUGUGCAAAGUCGUCAUGUUUCUGUGUACCUAGCAAUGUGCUGUUCCCAUUUUUAUUUAUUAAGAAAAACUAUAACAAGUAUAAUCUGAAAUCCUUAGCAUUGGCAUAAUUGUGCAUGCCUGUUGUGUUUCAGUUUUUCAAGUAUACUGAAUUAUAAAGUCAAACGUAUUUGUGGGGUCUGAUAGCAAACAUGGAAAUCAAGUAUGUUGUUUUUUGUUAUCUAUUUAUUUUCACCAAUACAGUAUUUUGAUCUAUUACAAAAAUAGAGCAUAAUUUAUAUAACAGGUCUUUUGUUUUAGGUAGUUUGGUUGAAGACAUCUUCAGGUUAUUCCUGUUCCUGUAAAGAAAAAUGAUAAUAAAACGCUUAACUACAAAAAAA
This is a messenger RNA of Physeter macrocephalus (sperm whale), 1884 nucleotides long. It is a transcript of the gene JKAMP, whose product is annotated as JNK1/MAPK8 associated membrane protein. NCBI's taxonomy places the organism in Eukaryota, Metazoa, Chordata, Mammalia, Artiodactyla, Physeteridae. Gene Ontology annotation, cellular component: membrane. The transcript is spliced from 8 exons. Gene Ontology annotation, molecular function: ubiquitin protein ligase binding. The record is from RefSeq and is a predicted model, not a curated record. The coding region runs from base 458 to 1204 and encodes 248 amino acids. Gene Ontology annotation, biological process: response to unfolded protein.